Penicillium antarcticum is the source of this 1122-nucleotide messenger RNA. RefSeq names its product uracil-DNA glycosylase. Bases 1 to 1122 code for a protein of 373 amino acids. Lineage: Eukaryota; Fungi; Ascomycota; Eurotiomycetes; Eurotiales; Aspergillaceae. The transcript has 3 exons. Gene Ontology annotation, molecular function: uracil DNA N-glycosylase activity. Gene Ontology annotation, biological process: base-excision repair, AP site formation via deaminated base removal; base-excision repair. Gene Ontology annotation, cellular component: nucleus; mitochondrion. The record is from RefSeq and is a predicted model, not a curated record.
AUGGGCAGCCCUGGGCUCAAACGGAAAUCGGAGCAUGUCUCCGCCCCAGAUUCGAAAAAGCCCAAAGGCGGCAGCAUUACUGCUUUCUUCGGAGCUCCAAAGCCCAAACCUCCAAGCACACAAUCGACUAAUGGGACCCCGGCUGCAGCCCCACGACAAAGCACUUUCAACAAGGACAAAUGGGUAGCGUCAUUGACGCCCGAACAAAAAGAGCUCCUGCAAUUGGAGAUCGAUACUUUGGAUGACAGCUGGCUAGCUCAUUUGAAGGAUGAGGUCGUGACCACAGAGUUCCUUAACUUGAAGCGAUUUCUCAAAAAGGAGAAGGACACUAAUGUCAAGGUCUUCCCACCAGAGGAAGACAUCUACUCCUGGUCCCGCCACACGCCUUUGCACACCGUCAAAGUGGUCAUUAUUGGCCAGGAUCCCUAUCACAAUCAUAACCAAGCCCAUGGCUUGUGCUUCUCCGUCCGAGCCCCUGUUCGAGCCCCCCCAUCGCUGGUCAAUAUCUACAAAGGCAUCAAAGUCGACUAUCCUGACUUUGAAGCACCACCUGAUAAAGGUGGGCUUCUCACGCCUUGGGCCGAGCGUGGCAUUUUAAUGCUCAACACAUGCCUUACUGUUCGUGCCCACCAAGCCAACAGUCAUUCCAACAAGGGAUGGGAGAGGUUCACACAGAAAAUCAUUGAUCUUGUUGCUCGGGUUCGAACUAAUGGGGUAGUUUUCCUUGCUUGGGGGAGACCUGCUGGAAUGCGAGUCGCCAAAGUCAACAAAGAGAAGCAUUGUAUCUUACAAUCCGUGCAUCCCAGUCCGCUGAGUGCGCACCAUGGCUUUUUCCAAAACGGACAUUUCAAGAAAUGCAAUGAUUGGCUUGCUACUCGGUAUGGUGAAGACGGAAUCAUUGACUGGAGCUUAGUACCGACCAAAAAAGUCUCCUUGGCUCCAACUUGUAAUUCAGACAAGGAGAAUUCGGCCACCUUGGUUAACAAGACUGCCGCCGAGCCUCAGUCUGCAAAAGUUGAGGUCAAGGCUAAACCGGCUCAGGUUGAUGAAUUUGACGAUGAUGAUGCCAUCGAGGCUAUGGUUGCAGCUGAAGCAGAUUGUCCUGCCUCAGAUCCGGUUUAG